GCGAGCUGGUCGUCAUCCAGUGUGAGCAGCGAGCAUCAGUGGUGCAAGACUGAAGAACUGAGGGAAUCUGCGUUCCAGACCGAAAUAUACACUGGUACACAGGGCACAGAUGGCACCAAUAAGGAGUGUAGUUGUGCUGUUGCUUUUGGCUGGAUGCUGUGGGGUUCAGGGAACGGUGAAAAACGGUAAAGAACCGGACAACACGGGCGGCAAUUUUCUUCAGGACGAGCAAUGGCUGUCUACUAUCUCUCAAUAUAGCCGCAAGAUCAAGCACUGGAACCGCUUCAGAGACGAUGACUAUGUCAGAAAUGUGGAGGAUCCUCAGGGUUCUGAAGAAAGUGUGGACACAACCAAGGACCCAUGUCAGAAGGUGAAAUGUAGCCGGCACAAAGUGUGUGUGGCCCAUGGAUACGAGAGACCUGUGUGCAUCAACCGCAAGAAACUGGAGCACAGAGUCAGGCAGCCUGAACUGAAGCCUCAUGUUAGCAGCUGUAAACCGUGUCCACUGUCCUCCUACAACCCUGUGUGUGGAUCCGAUGGACAUAAUUACGCCUCCCAGUGUAAGCUGGAGCAGCAGGCAUGUUUGAAUGAAAAGGAGCUUAGUGUUAAGUGUGCAGGACCUUGUCCGUGUCUUAGUGAGCCUGUCCCAAAACCUGAGGUAGAGAAAGCACUCACUCCAAAACCAGAGAGCUGCACAGGUCAGGACUUGGCUGAUUUGGGGGACAGACUCAGGGACUGGUUCCAGCUUCUCCAUGGCAAUGCCAAAAUGAACAGCUCUGGCAGACAGGGAUCGGGAACAGCCUCAGUGUUUGAGAGGAAUUUGGUGGCAGGCUGCAAGGACUCCAUUGGCUGGAUGUUCUCUAAGCUGGACACUAGUAAUGACUUGUACCUGGACCACUCUGAGCUGGCUGCUAUUAACCUGGAGAAGUACGAGGUGUGUAUCAGACCGUUCUUCAACUCCUGCGACUCGUAUCGUGAUGGAAAGGUCUCUACAGCUGAGUGGUGUCUCUGCUUCUGGAGGGAGAAACCUCCCUGCUUGGCUGAGAUUGAAAGGCUUCAAGUACAGGAGGUAGCCAAGAGGAAACCAGGUAUGUACAUCCCCAGCUGUGAUGAGGACGGCUACUACAGGAAGCAACAGUGUGAUCAGAGCAAAGCAGAAUGCUGGUGUGUUGAUGCACAUGGCAGUGAGGUCCCUGGAUCACGCGUUCAUGGCAAGCCUGACUGUGAUGAGUUAGUGGGCUACUCUGGAGAUUUCGGCAGUGGUGUGGGAUGGGAAGAUGAAGAAGAGAAAGAGACAGAGGAAAAUGCAGAAGAGGCUGAGGAGGAAGAGGAGCCUGAGCCAGAGGAGACUGAUGAUGGAGGAUACAUCUGGUAGAAAAUUUUUAGCAUUCUUAUUGUGCUUUUGCUCCUUAAAGCCUUUUCCCAGUCUUGAUUUCAUUUUGUAACACAUAGCUUGAUGAAAAGGUCGACCAGGGGAAUUUUCACUGACUUAUAUGAAUUUAAUUAUUUCUUUAAAGUUUCAAUAGCAAAAAUUCCAGUAAACAAUACCCUCACAGCCAUUACAGUAAAACAUCUUACAUUUUACAUAUAAAUAUUGAACCCAUUCUGCUUAGCAUAU
Messenger RNA from Trichomycterus rosablanca, 1618 nucleotides. Its product is annotated as testican-2-like. The coding region runs from base 110 to 1375 and encodes 421 amino acids. Gene Ontology annotation, biological process: anatomical structure development. The transcript has 10 exons. Gene Ontology annotation, molecular function: calcium ion binding; collagen binding; protein binding. The record is from RefSeq and is a predicted model, not a curated record. NCBI's taxonomy places the organism in Eukaryota, Metazoa, Chordata, Actinopteri, Siluriformes, Trichomycteridae.